Molecule: messenger RNA, 2163 nt
Organism: Liolophura sinensis
Lineage: Eukaryota; Metazoa; Mollusca; Polyplacophora; Chitonida; Chitonidae
Product: E3 ubiquitin-protein ligase PDZRN3-B-like
Exons: 1
Coding region: 579-1532 (317 amino acids)
Biological process (GO): regulation of canonical NF-kappaB signal transduction
Cellular component (GO): plasma membrane signaling receptor complex
Molecular function (GO): metal ion binding
Source: RefSeq, a predicted model, not a curated record
GCAAAGGUGAGCUACUAUUGGGUUUCCAUAGCUUCUAUUUAUAUGGGCUGGGAGAUACCACACGGCUGUGAUAAAGGCCCGUGCAAGACUCUACAAACCCUCAUCCUUGGAUACGCGUGCAUGCAGACGGCAUAUAUCUGAGGAAAGAUUUGGUGGGGAACCAUACAGGCUCAGGAGCGACGGGAACAGGUCGGUAGUAUCCCUAUCUUCAAAGUUAGCCGUUAUCACAUCGGCAGAACAGACAGCAUAUGUAACUUGAAUUUUUACCGAAACGGUAAGCAGGUAUAUCCGUAUCUGUUUGCUGAGAAGUGCAAUAUAUAUUUUCGCUAAUGAAGUAAACGACGUAUUUAUAUAUGUGGAAAGACAAAAUUCUGUACUGUGCUGGAUUCUGACGGCAUAAGCGUCAACGAAUUCACAACCAGUUUCGUCUUACAUACAGUAUACCAUAUAUCUGGUGAAUUUGGUCCUGGAUUCUACACGGGUUCUUAAUUCUGUGUGAUAUAUAGUGUGACCGACAUCAUAUUUGCUUGUGGACACAUUAAUAUUGACUAUUUCCGACACCUGAGGUGUUACACAUAAUGGGGUACAGUGUACAUAGAUUUGUUGGAUCAAUUGACCCCAACUUGUUCUGCGGUAUCUGCAGUUCUGUGCUAGAAGAAGCGGUUUUGACGCCGUGUGGUCAUAGUUUCUGUCAGCUUUGCUUGGACACGUGGUUGAAUUCCUCCGUGACCAGUACCUGUCCCGAAUGCCGUAGUGCGAUAGACCAUGUGGCCGUGAAACCAGUUCUGGCAUUGCGGAAUCUUAUAAAUGGCUUCGACAUCGAGUGUGACAACAACGAACGAGGCUGUAAGUCCAUUGUCAAACUUGACAGGCUGAAGAAACAUCUGGAAACAUGCUGUUAUCAAUUGGUUCAGUGUGCUGGAUGCGGGGAGUCCGUGAACAGAGUCGACCUGCCUACCCAUCAAGUGGAGUGCCAAGCCAUCGCCGCGGCCAUUUUAGAUGAGGAUACCGAUCAGAGCCUCUCCCAUGGAUCCGCUGCCCAGGGACUGAGGACUACUGAGAUAUCCGACUUGCUUUGCCGAGUAGCCUCGUUGGAAUUCCAGCUGAAAUGCCUUAGACGCCAGCUUCAAAUUGCGGAAUCCAAAAACAGACUGUUGGACCGAGAGUACAAAAAGACUAGAGACGCGUUGAAGGAACAGAGAAGGGAAAUUCACUCUCUGCAGCUAUCUGAUUUUGACUCCGUGUAUGACUGCGGCAACACACCGGCCAGCAUCGCUAAACUCUCACUUCUCAUUUCUAAGUACCUCCUUAGGAAGCCACUCCACGUGGACAGAGAUCGCGUAUUCAGCUGUUGCAGGCGAUGCUACGAACAGUAUUCGCGUUGUGGUGAUGAAUACGAACAUGAUGUGCAUAUGCUUAUCGCUACAGCUUAUGCCAGCAACUGGUUCGACAAUGACCAGAGACUUAGCUUUCAUUGCUGGCUGCAAAGCAUCGCCCGUUAUCGUCAGUUUACCCAUAACCUAUCUAUUUAAUGUCUAUGUGAAUGCUUGAAGUAACUGUGGAAUACUCACUGAUCGUAUAUUCACUGUAUAUUCAAUGAUUGCGUUAAUUCAACGUGACCGCCCACGUGAAAACUAGCACGAUAUUAUAUAUACAAGUUUUUUCUUUCAUUUCAUAUACAAUGAAAGACAGUUGGAUUCGUAUAUCGAAUAUACAUAAUACGCACUAACUUAUAUUUUGACUGAUCUUAUGUUUUGUGCUGAAUGAUUUGUAGUCAACGAAAACUGGAAGGCGAUUAAACACCAAUAAGGUAUAUAUCAUAUAAAACUAGGUCAGCUCAAUACGCCACGAGAAAGUAAUUGCAGUUGCAAACAUAGAGUACUAUAUAUGCCUUUGGCUAGAUUGCUCAGAAAUUGCUUAUAACGAAUAAGUCAUUAUAAGGACCUAUACUUAUAGGCCGUAGAAAUCAAGGAGAUAUCGGGAAGCACUAUAACAGAUGCAGUUGAGGGGAUUACACAAAAUGCUUUCACAUGCAACCCUGUACCAAUAUGCAGAAAUUGCCUGUAUACGUACGUCAUUACGAUUUACUGAUAAUUGGAGCUGAUUAAAUCGGGCAAUUGCUCUGAUGUCUGCACGCAUUGAUAUAUUGCAUUCCGUGCGAAG